GUUGGAGACUCCCCACAUUGGAUUCUUUUCAGCAUUGGUUUCUCACCCCCACAUUGGAUUCCUUUUGUGUUGGAGACUCCCAACAUUGGAUUCUCCUGGUGUUGGAGACUCCCCACAUCUGAUCCCUAUAUAAUACUUGCACAAUUUUCAUAUCUCCACCACAACUCUUCUUAUUCUAUAUUCAUAACUCUUUACAUUCCUCCUUAGAUUAUGGCAUCUAGUCGCGGAAAAUCUUUUUUACAAGAAGAAGACCAAGUUUUAUGCGCCACGUGGCUCGAAAUUUCUCAAGAUCCAGUCAUGGGUUCUAAUCAAAAGAAGGACAAGCUGUGGGAACGAAUUUCUGCUUUAUUUCAUGAAAGGAUUUCCAAUAUUUGUAAUGCUCAAAGGACUCCAAAGUCUCUUUCAUGCCGAAUGCAAUUAAUUAUGAAGGCCAUCAGUAAAUUUCGAGGAUGUAUUCGACAAGUCGAGCGCUUAAAUCCAAGCGGUGCUUCUGAGCUUGACAUUAUUAAACGUGCUAGGAUAAUAUUUGCAGAAGAUCCAGAAGAGAGAAAGGGGUUUCUAUUUGAUCAUGUUUGGUCAAUUUUAAAAGAUGCAGAGAAAUGGGCAAAUAUAAGUGUCAGAUCGCCUGCAACUUCCAAAACUUCAAAGUCCCGCUCAUCUCAGGGAUCAGAUUCAAGUUCUCCUGUCGUCGACUUAAAUGACGAUAAUGAGGAAUAUACUCAUAAUGACGAAGAUAUGAUAACAAGUCGACCGACAGGAAGGAAGAAAGAGAAGAUGAGGAGGCGACAAGCAACUGAAUCCAACCUCGACUUGGAAACUCUCAAUAAAAGCAAUUAA
Molecule: messenger RNA, 837 nt
Organism: Asparagus officinalis (garden asparagus)
Lineage: Eukaryota; Viridiplantae; Streptophyta; Magnoliopsida; Asparagales; Asparagaceae
Product: glutathione S-transferase T3-like
Exons: 2
Coding region: 211-837 (208 amino acids)
Source: RefSeq, a predicted model, not a curated record